CAGAGAGAAAGGGAAGGUUAGAUAUAGGUCUAAGCAGCCUCCCUGGCUUCCUGGCUGCUCAGGAGCUAACAGGGGAGUAGGAGCUAUGCUAGGUUGGCCCGCACCGGCUACUGGGGGCUGGCUAACUACAUUAGCUAAUGAUUGGUUUUCCAUGGUGCAGAGCCAUGCUUCCAAUUCUUUGAGCCUUGCCUCCAACAUUGCAAAUGAACAACAUUUAUUACACAUACCAUUAUCAUUAAAGGCAGAGGAGGCAGAGGAAUAGCUAAACAUAUGACACACAGAGCAAGAGAGAGCAGGAGGGAGAGUGGGAAGCCAUCGUUAACUGCUUAGUUAGCUGCUAAACUAACAGCUGAGCUAAAACUGUGGGAUUAGCGAGAAAAGUUGCUAAAAGAAGGAGCGAGCUAAGAGUGAUAAUUAUCUUUAUAUAUUUAGAAAUUUUUAAUGUAUUACAAAGUCAAGAGGUUGUGAUAUGUAACACAACAAGCUAGCAAAGAUCUGUAAACUAAACCACGUUCCCAUGCAUACGCAGUGGCAUCUGCCAUACAAGGAACUUCUCUCCUGAGAGCUACAGUCUUAUCGCUGUUAUUACUCUUUGGAGCCGUUUCUAAACAAAUGACCGUAAUCACUCUCACCAGGGGAACAUGUCACCCAGUGCAGUGGUGUUUUGACAUGUUUUUAUUAGUUUUUGGACAACAAUGGAGGUCUAUGGCACAGAGGGAAUACCAUUAUCAGAAUUUGAAUACACGCACAAUACUUGUGAGUGGGAUGUGUUCAUUGUUGGUUUGACUCUGCACAUGAGAUUUGUUGACAAAAAAAAUAGAAAAUUGCAAGCCUUAUCCUUUAAGCUUGUCAGCCUAUCAACUACUCUAUUGAGCCAUCCGUGGUGCUGUGUUAAAUAUAAUUCUUGUAGAUGACAUCCAGGCCAUGACCAUGUACCAGGUGUAAAUGAAACGCCUGGUCACGAUGCCUGUCACAUGGUCUAUGUUAAUCAGCACCGGACGCCAUGGUGAAGGUGUGGUUACUGACGUGUGACUGCACUAAAACCAGGCAAAACGACGUUCCAUAGAGGGGUUUUGUGAUCUCACUGUGUUUCCUGUUCCUUGCGCAAUUUCUCUGAAGACUCCAAAGAACAGUCAGCUCUAACCCACAACCACGUAGGCUUCCUUUAACACUUGACUCAGCUUAGAGGGAAAUCUAUAGAUGGCUUAAAGUAAGAAUGUCUCUUCCUGUUAGUGAACUCAGUCCUCGCCUGGUGAUGUUGUGAUAAUCGGACUUUUGUUUCAAAUGAGAGAAACUCACACUCCUCUUAAGUGGGUUGUUUGAUCACCUCAAGGUCUAAUCUUCCAACAUGGACUUUGUCUUGGCUUUCUCACUGGGACUUGCCUUACUUUCUAUUAGAGAGAGUUACACUGAGGGGACAGAACAAACCAAUACAUCAUGUUAUGAAAAGUGCCCACCUGGAUAUCAUAAAGAAAGUGACUGUGAUGAUCCUGUUGGACAGUUCAGAUGUAAAAAAUGUGAUGCUAACACAUUCACAGAUAUAGAAAACUCCAUAUUGAGAUGUGAGAGGUGCGACACAUGUGAGAAAUCUGAGGAGCAAAUAAAGCCCUGCUCCUUUAACAGUAAUGUGGUGUGUGAGUGUAAAACGGGAUACUACAAUGAAGCUACUCAAACUGACGACAGGCGGUGUGUUCAAUGCCCCACUAAAGGUUGUAAAGAUGGCAAAGGGAAGCAGCAGCCUAACAGGGCUUGUAAGAACUGUCUGAAAAACUCAGAAUGCAAGAAGAUAUGUCUAUCAAAUACAACUACAUCCACAACUACAACUGCAACUACAACUGCAACUACAUCCACAACUGCAACUGCAACUACAUCCACAACUACAACUACAACUACACCCACAAGUACAACUACAUUUAUGAAUACGGCAUCUUCAAACAACACACCAUCGACUCCUGAUAUCGUCCCAGUUCCAAGUAACUCAGUGAACUAUUUGACCUUGAUGUUUCUCGUGUUGGUUGUGGUGACAAUUACGGGGCUUUUUUGGCUCCUGUUCUCCACCCUCUUCAUCAGGAACCUGCUCAGAUACUCAGACGUUUGUCCCUGCUGGGACACAAACAAAGACCUGGAGCCGCCUGCUGAGGACCCCAUAUUCAAUGAACAACACAGUCAUCAAGGCUGCAGCCCGACCACACUGACAUUGAACAUAUCUGAGGAAACUCCCAUGAUGACUCUCAGUCAGAGUCCAGAACAUCCAGCCCACAUCGGUCUUCUAGUGCCAGACACUGAACACAAAGCUGCCAGACAAAAGGUGCAAUCAAAGCACUGGCCGGCCAUCGUCCUCUACGCGAUUAUUAGGGAGGUUCCUCUGCGUAGGUGGAAGGAGUUCCUGCGCCUGCUCUCAGUGGCAGACCAGCAGCUGGAGCGGGUGGAGCUGGAGGCUGGCAUGGGUCUGGGUUUUACCGAGAGGCAGUACCAGAUGCUGAGGCUGUGGAGCCAGCGCUCCUCUGCGAGCCUGAACGAUGUCUUCUCUGCCUUGCACUACAUGGAUUUAUCUGGCUGUGCCCAGCUGCUGCAGGAAAGCCUGGAGAAGCUGCAGUGGCAGCCUGAACCGAUGCAUUGACAGCCUGCAGACGUUACACAGACCAUGGUUUCAGUGGAGCAACGCAGGACACCUGAGGCUGAGGCUGCACCUGGAGACACAAGCACAAUGAGAAACAAGAGUGCUUCAAUCAUGGACGGAAGUGCGUAGGGCUAGAAACUUCAAGUUCCCGGAAAGGACUGAACCAUAGCCACUAUAUGGUACAACCACAGGAAAUUGCAAUAAUGUCACAAAUGAUCCAAAGCUGAGUAAAGGAGAUGUAUAACACAAUGUAGCUAAGAGUUUAACGGCAUUAGGGAGCACUAAGGAGAUCCUGAUAGGCCCAACUGCAAUUGGAAUAUUUCCUCUUUUCCCACUUCUUUUAAUUGAUAUAAAUCAUCAAAUGCAUUUCAGAUGAGUGUGUAAUAUGUCUUUUCUUGAGUCUUCAUUGAGUUGAGCUUUAUUUUGAUCCAAAUUGACACUUUGAAUGCAGAUUGCACACAUAAAGAAAAUAAUAGAUAGGUUGCAGUGCAGAAUCAACUGUAGAACUGGAACUUGGAUCAUGAAGUGGCUUCAUCAAAAGCAUGUUGACGACAGUGUAGUAUCUUUAAGGACAUCACGGCCUGUUAACAUUUAGGGAGUGCUGAAUUUUCUAGUAAUCUAGGCGUGGGAAAAAUGACUUAAAAAAUUAUUCAGGGAAAUCCCCCUUCUCUUAGCAAUACUGUUAAAGCGCAAUGUUUAGUACCUCACCCUUCAGCUUCUAGUGUGGUGACACGUAAAAGCUAACAGUCGAGGGUUGUGGUUUCACAGCACAGUGUUGAAACGUACAUGUGCGAAACUCAGUCAUUGUGUGUGUGCGGUAAACAAGGAGAAAACUUCCUUUUUUGAAUUCCAAAGAGGUGUUUCAUACUUCCAGAGAAGUGGUGCUUAGCUUGCAUUUUACUAGUCAAAGUAAAGGCUCUUCUUCAGUUUAAGUGUUUAAACUGUGUGAACAUUUCAGUGUACAUCUAUGAUGAUUUUACCACACCCGACAUCUCCUUCGUGUCUUUUGACAUGAAAGUCUGGUAAUAACAACUCAGCCACUGAUUCUUGCUGAGCACCUUUGCAAACGAAGAAAACAGAAAUCCCCACAGGACGUCAGAUUUUCUGUUCUCUGCAAUGAAAUGGUGUCAACAUGCAGUAGGCCGGGUUUUUCCUCACCACAUAUUCUAUCCUAACUAAUGGUUUCCUCUGGUGGUGUUGGGGUAUCUCACUUUGAGAGUGUUGUGUGUCAACUCAAUAACCGACAGUAAAGGAUUUAGACUUUCCAAUUAAUGGAGUUUAAUAAUGAAUGUUUUAAUGUGAAUCUAUGGAUUCUGGCUUUGGGCCAGCUGAGACAUAUGUGUGUGUAUAUAUUUUGUUAUUACUUUUAAUUCUCUCAAACUGUUCAUGGAUUCCUGCAUAUUUUGUUACAAAUCUCAAUGAGUGGAUUUAUCAUACGGAAAAUGUCAAGGUUAGGAAUUGUAUCCUCACUGGAGUCACAAAUUGUACAAAUAUAUGGCGGUGAGGUACUUUUAAAGCCUGAGUAUCAUGAGUAAAACUCUUAGCCACAAGGUGGGAGUGUUGGCUGAGUGUCUGAACAGCAGCAGCUGGUGUGCAGUUUUGAGCACACAAAGAAAAUGUAGGCAGGGUGCUUGAAUAGCUUUUAUUCUUGAGGUGGAUUAGACCAACCUCAUGAAUUGCAAAUUCUGCUUCAGCACAAAGAACAGCUGUCCUGCAUUGUCCAUUUCUCCUGGACGGAAAAAAAUAGAUUCUAUACAGAAAGACAUUUAUCAUAUUCACAAUAUGUUAAGAGAUGUGCUAGACAACAUCUGAAAUUCUGAUAGCAUGUGUAAAUAAACACUGGGAUGAUAAACAUUGCAUCGUACCAACACAUGUUGAUAUGCUGCCAGCUAACUUUUUUUUUUACAGAUGUACAGGAAUACAGCAUUUUGAUAGACCCUUCAAUUCACAAUUUAAAUUGCUUUUCCAUGCUGAUGUUUGA
Thunnus maccoyii (southern bluefin tuna) is the source of this 4601-nucleotide messenger RNA. RefSeq names its product tumor necrosis factor receptor superfamily member 1A-like. The coding region runs from base 1349 to 2620 and encodes 423 amino acids. The record is from RefSeq and is a predicted model, not a curated record. The transcript has 10 exons. Gene Ontology annotation, cellular component: plasma membrane. NCBI's taxonomy places the organism in Eukaryota, Metazoa, Chordata, Actinopteri, Scombriformes, Scombridae. Gene Ontology annotation, molecular function: protein binding. Gene Ontology annotation, biological process: signal transduction.